Molecule: messenger RNA, 1161 nt
Organism: Symbiodinium sp. CCMP2592
Lineage: Eukaryota; Dinophyceae; Suessiales; Symbiodiniaceae
Source: the annotation of a GenBank genome assembly
GAUGGUUCCCGGGGCAAGGAGUUGGACGUCGGUUCAGCGAAGGGCCUGGAGCUGGAGCUGGGAGCGAGCACCUUCUCUGCCGAGGUGGAGCGGAGUCUCGAGGGCAUUGCCAUGGGGGAAACCCGGGACGUGCAGGUCACCCUUGGCCAGCGUGCAGGUGGCAUGGGAGGGCAGCAGAUAAUUUGCGCCGUGACAUGCCAAGGCAUCAAGGAGCAGCUGCUUCCAGAGCUUAAUGACGAGUUUGCCAAAGAGAUCAAGCGUGAAGAGCAGUUCAAGCAGGCUGGCACCAUGGAGGGCAUUCCCGAGGAGGAAGAAGGAGUUGCGGAGAACUUCUCGCUUGCCGAGCUGCGGGCAGAGAUUGGGCGAGAGGUCCGACAGGUUGCCCAGACGCAGUCCAACGAUGCUGUCGACACACAGCUGCGGUCGCACCUGCGCCAAACGCUGCAGGUGACGUGCCACUGGGCAGAGUUGGGAUCGGAAGGCACUGCAGAGGAGGAGCUGGCAACUGCUGUUCGCUUCCUCGCUGAGAAGGAGGGGCUCAUGCAGAACAUCGACAUGGAUGAUGUGGAGCGGAAAACGUGGAGUAAGUUGGGAGAGCCGGACGAGGGAGAGACCCUCAAGCAAGUUGGCAAAGAUCCAGCACGAGAAUACCAGGACGCCAACCGAGAGAUUCUCCGUGGCCGUAUUCGGGAUGAGGCCUUGAAGCUUGGAGCACCUGUGAAUCUUCGUCAGUCUCCUCCAGCGGCCGAAACACCGCCAGCAAAUGGUAUCGUUCCGUCACGCCGCACGUUCGCGGAUAGAGACAGUCUGGAUGACUGGCGGCGAGCCUAUGACAAUAGGUUUAUGGUCACGUCUCUGCAGUACAUGCACCGCCACGUGGGCGACUGCGUCGACCAGGUCUAUCGGACCCACGCAGAGAAGCAGGAUUACUUCCGCCAGCAUCAGCUGCCCAACUUGACUUGGAUGGACCUGCAUAUGAUGACACAUGACAGAUCGCUGCGUCAACGGCAGCCCGCGUACUAUGGAGAUGUCGGGGGACCACCGCGAAUCGGGGUCCUAGCAAAACGACAAGCAACUCCUCUGGCCAACCGCAUCCUGCAGCCGAAGCUGAACCUGGGAAGCAAGGCGCUGCGAGGCUACGGUUCCAACUUUGGGAAGUGA